UGUCCACUGAGGACCGACAGAGGAGAGAAGGACAAGAGAGGGGAGGAGAGGAGCAACACGCAACAGCAGGAACAGAGGAGACACUGGGGAAGAAAAAAAAAAGAGUUAUCACCUGAAAUUGGGAAUUGGGAAAUUUUGAAAGUACAAUUCUGAGCUGAAAAUUAAAGAAGGCUGUGGACAGACAGGAGAAAAUCAUUCUUCAUAUAGAGAUUUUAAAGUCUGAUCUGUCUGUGUGGAGAGACUGUCUCCAGUAUGUUCCUCCUGCUCACGUUGUGUUUGUGUGGUCUUCUGCUGCGAGGUGACGCACAGGACCGAGCUUCUCUGUGGAGGGGAAACGACCGAAGUGGGCGAUGUCAGUACACCUUUACUGUACCCAGCCCCAUGGAGUCCAGCUGCCCGCAGACCGGAGGCCCAGAGAUGGAGAGUCUGAAGGCCAGACUCAGCCUGCUGGAGGUGCUUGUGUCCCAGCUGACUGGUGGGGACGCUGGGGGUCCCCAGGCGUCCGGAGCCAGAGCUCAGGCUGAGCUUCAGGAGGCACUGACCCGGGCCAUGGGGGAGAGGAACCUGCUGCAGGGGGAGAAGGAGCGUCUGGAGAGGGAGUUGGAGGGGCUUCAGCGCAGGAUGGAGGAGAUGAGGAGGGAGACAGAGAAGCUGAGGAACAAACCCUGUCCCCCGCAGACCCCCAUGGUGCCACCCAGCCCCUCUCUGCAGAACAGUGGCCUGAUGAGACCUGCUGGGGGUUCCAGUCAGAUGUCUCAUCUGAUGACCAGGCCCAACAGACAGGGAGACAGCAGCAGUUUGAGAGACUCGGCGUGGCAGUACGGAUCUCCAGGUUUCCAGGAGCUGAAGGCCGAGGUGACAGAGGUACCUGCUCCUGACGGCUCUGAGGACAACACAGGUUGUGGGGAUUUGGUAUCAGUUGGUGAGCCCGUCACUCAUAGGAAAGCUGACAGCAUAGCGGGUAAAUAUGGUGUUUGGAUGCAGGACCCUGAAGCCGUCUCCCCUUAUGGACCCAACAUGGUCUGGCGCAUCGAUGCCAUUGGCACUGAUGUCAGGCAGCUGUUUGGGUAUGAGGACAUGGAACAACUCUCUAAAGGCUUUCCAUCCAAGGUCCUGCUGUUGCCAGAGCUGGUGGAGAGCACUGGUGCCACCGUGUAUCGCGGCUCUCUCUACUAUCAGAGACGUCGUAGUCGCACGCUCAUCCGCUACGACCUUGCCUCUGAGAGCAUUGCAGCCCGCCGUGACCUCCCGCACGCCGGCUUCCACGGCCAGUAUCCCUACUCUUGGGGAGGCUACACGGACAUCGACCUGUCCGUGGAUGAGCAGGGGCUGUGGGCCGUCUACUCCACCAGCAAAGCAAAAGGAGCCAUCGUGAUCUCGCAGCUGGAUCCAAACACUCUGGAGGUGAAGAAGAGCUGGGAGACCAACAUCAGGAAGACCUCUGUGGCCAACUCCUUCGUCAUCUGCGGCAAGCUGUACACCGUGUCCAGCUACGCAGCACCCAACACCAUCAUCAACUACAUGUACGACACCACAACCAGCCAGGGGAAGACCAUAGCCAUCCCCUUCAAAAACAAGUACCUCUACAACUCCAUGGUCGACUAUAACCUGGCUCAGAGGAAGCUGUUUGCCUGGGACAACUUCCACAUGGUGUCCUAUGACCUCAGGCUGGGUCACCAGCAGGCCAACUGAGGCCAACACGAGUGACUGCUGAAAAAGUGACAUUUGCUCACCUGUUCCUGCUUCAGAGACUCAGAGCGUUAGAGACAUAUAUGUGUGGUAGAAGUAGUUAGAAAACUAACACCAUCAAGUAUCCGUGUAGAAGAGCCUAACUACCAAAGUGAAGACAUUUGAGGAACAGUGCCCCCUGCAGGUCUGCUUUUUUUUUUUUUUUUCUCAGUGGGAGGGCUUUUGCUGUGGCAUGGUCCACGAAUAUGUUUUUAAAGGAAUUAUUUUUGUACCGCCUUUAAUUCAGAUGUAUGAUUUUCUUGUUGUUUGUCGAGCUAUAUACAGUAUAUUUGAGGCCAAAAGAUGACGCAUAGUUCAAUAUCACUAGCUAAGUGGGAUAAUUAAUGCACACAAUUUACUACACAAACUCCUGUGGUACUGCACACCCUGCUGUGUUUCACCAGUCAACAUCUUUUAUUAAAUAAACUCAGCUCUCACUCGGCAUGUAUUGAAUAUUGCAUGUAUUUGUAUAUUGUAGUCAACAUUGGUAAUGUUCAAAAUCGUCCUGAAAUAAACUUCUUCUUAAAUUACA
This is a messenger RNA of Toxotes jaculatrix (banded archerfish), 2260 nucleotides long. It is a transcript of the gene myoc, whose product is annotated as myocilin. Gene Ontology annotation, biological process: signal transduction; osteoblast differentiation. The coding region runs from base 253 to 1692 and encodes 479 amino acids. NCBI's taxonomy places the organism in Eukaryota, Metazoa, Chordata, Actinopteri, Toxotidae. Gene Ontology annotation, cellular component: Golgi apparatus. The transcript is spliced from 5 exons. The record is from RefSeq and is a predicted model, not a curated record.